Nothoprocta perdicaria is the source of this 3109-nucleotide messenger RNA. It is a transcript of the gene PRMT2IP, whose product is annotated as chromosome unknown C15orf39 homolog. The coding region runs from base 17 to 3016 and encodes 999 amino acids. The record is from RefSeq and is a predicted model, not a curated record. The transcript is spliced from 3 exons. Lineage: Eukaryota; Metazoa; Chordata; Aves; Tinamiformes; Tinamidae.
UGGCAGCAAGCUCUAGAUGGCUGGGAAACGGCACCUGGAGUCGCUGGACCCUGUCCUUUUCACCAAACUACCUCGUCUGGAGCCUGAGCCGGGGCUCUGCAAAGCGUCCCUUGUCCCCGACAACCCUUGUGGCUACAAGGGCUCCUACUUCACUUGCCCGCUGGCUGGCCGCGAUGUCCCUGAGCCGCUGGUGCGCUGGAGCCCGGCGGCCGCCUACGUGCCCUGCGCCGCGGGGCAGCUGCCGCGCACUGCCUGCCUGCGGCACCAGCGCGAGGCGGAGAGCCCCGGUGCCCGCCUGCGAGCCYCGGCUGCCGACAAGGGCCGGGAGGGCCUGAUGCAGGAGCUGCUCCUGGCACGGGAGAGGUGGAGCAGCCCUGCGGCUGUGAAGAGGCCGCUGGCCGUGCACAAGGCUGGCGCACCCGCRCGCUGCAGCACUCUGGCUGUCCCCAAGCCCGUCUAUGGGACGCCCGUGUGCUACCUGGACCCGAGGCCGCCGCUGGCGCUGCGACCCGCUGACUGGGCUCUCCCCGCUGCCCCGCUGGCAUCCUGCGGCCCUGAGGAGGGCCCGCUGGCCAAGCCCAGCCUAGUGCCACUGCCCACGGGCCUGGCGCUGCCUGCCAAGCUGGGCUCACCCGCCGCCUUGGCGUCUGCCUACUAUGGUGCCCUGGAGAAGUACCCCUCACCUGGCGGCUYGCCCUUCCUCGAGGCCACCCGCCAGCCGCCCGCCAAGGGCCCCGAGGAGUCCGAUGCCUGGCUGCAGCCCGGCACGCCUGCUGCCAGCCCGCUGCCCCGCCACGGCCCCGCGUACCGGGAGAAAGCGGCAGGCUGCUACGCGCCCUACGCGCUGCCCCUGCACAAGCCAGGCGCGCUGUACCCGCCGGCGGCGGCCCUGGAGCAGCGGGCAGCCACUCUCCCCUCCAUGCCCGGCAGCCASCGGGACUUGGGCUUCCCGGCGGGCGAUGAGCUGCCUCUGCCCGGCGCCUUCCUGCGGCUGCAAGCGCCCAGGAGCUACUCAGAGGGCUACGUGCCCCCCGGUGCCGCGGAGCCCCAGCAGCAGCUGCGUGGCCCCGGCUUUGCCUUUGGGCCCGCCGACGUGGACGCGCACACGGAGCCKCCCAGCGAAGGGCGCGGGGCCCUGGGCAAGGUGGCCAGCGCCUUCCAGCCCGUUGGCGCCCUGGACAAGGCGCCUCGCGGUGCCGAGAGACUCCCGGAGACGUUCACCGUGGCAGAGCCGGCCUAUGGCUUGGAGCUGUGGUGCGCCGCACGGGAGCGGGACCUGCCGUAUCUGGAGAAGAGGAGGACGGGCCUGGCGCUCCGAGAGAGCAGCCGGGGGGCUGCCGGCCUGCCGCUGGCAGCUCCGAUCCCCAUAGCCAGCAGCCCCGUCUGCCAGGUGGGCAAGGGAGAGGCCCCCAGGGUGAAGGAGGCAGCCAAAGAGCUGCGUGCCUCUCCUCAGCUCGCAUCUCUGCAGGGCAGACAGACGGACGUGCGGGGCAGUGGCGAGGCAGCCCCCUCAUCCCCACCCAUGCCUGUUAUCAACAAGGUCUUCAGCUUGGCCCCUUAUCGAGACUACCUGGAAGGGCCCGCUGAGGACCCCUUCACCAAGGACCACGCAAAGGCAGAGAGCCUGUGCCGAAACGCGGGGAGCAGCCCGGGAAGCAGGGACUCUCCCAAGGCUCUGCCAGAGCCAGGUGUCUCUACCACAUCCCAUGUGCUGCCUGCUGGGAGCAGCAUGGACCAGAGCUGUGUGUCCAUGCCUGGUGAAGGGGGACCUUGUUCCAAAGGGAGCCACAAUCCAAGGCUUCUGCCCCACAACUGCUUGGCAAAAAGUGGCGCCUCACCUCAGGAUGGCAGUGCUGGGGAUUCAGUGCCCGAUGAGGUUGUUCUGGACCUUAGUUUGAAAAAGAGACUAGUGAGAGUAGGGCAAGCCCCGGACUCUGUUGGCCACGUGACAGGGACAUCUAAAGGAGAAGAUGCAGCCAGACACAAAGAGGAGGCACCCAGGAAGGUGGAGAAGGCCAAGGACACCAAGGCUCAGCCCUUGCCGCUGCUGGUAGAGGUUGGCUCUCGGGACAAGAGCAACUUCCAGAGCUCGGCCACCUUCAUGUUCAAAAAAUACAAGAUCCUGAAGUCCCUGCCACCUGGUGCUGUGCCUCCGCGCCCAGCUGCCGGAGCGCCGGCAGCAGCUCCRUCAGGCAACGUCCCUUCUCCACCAAGUCCACGCGCGUCUUCGCAGCCCCAGGCCGAGCCCCAUCCCAGCAGCUCUGUCCUGCAGGUGACCUGCCUCAACCUGCAGCUCUCCGACAUUUCAAAGCCACUGCUGCCUGGCACUCCCGAAGCGCCGCGUGUGCCCGGAGAGGACAACGUCUCAUUGCCCAGUCACUGCGAAGCCCCUGCCCAGCAGACCUCUGCCAGCCAGUAUUUCACUGCCUUGCAUGUGUCCCUCUGCAAUGUUAUCUCGUGUUCCGUGUCCCGGUCCUCCCCAGAGCUGCUCCAGGAGUGGCUGAGGAGGACAGAGCCCAAGGAGGAGCUCAGAGAGAUGCCCAAAUCUCCCCCCAAACCCAAGAACAGUCCCAGGCUUUCUGAGCCCCAGAAGCCCACCAAAGGCAAGGAGAUCUGGCUGGCUUUCAAGGAUGUGGCUGCUCUCCUCAGCAAGCUGCUGUCUCAGCUGGAGACCUUCAUGUUCACUCGCAAGUGCCCCUUCCCCCACGUGGUUCGUGCAGGUGCCAUCUUCAUCCCCAUCCACGUGGUGAAGGAGAAGCUCUUCCCCAAGCUCCCCGGGGCUUCUGUGGACCAAGUGCUGCAGGAGCACAAGGUGGAGUUGCGCCCAACCACCCUCUCAGAAGAGAAGCUUUUGAGGGACCUAGAGCUCAAGAGCUGCACUUCCCGCAUGCUGAAGCUCCUGGCUCUCAAGCAGCUCCCUGACAUCUACCCAGAUCUGCUGAACCUUCACUGGCAUGACUCCAUCAAGCAACAGCUUGGUUCGGGCUCGCAGGCUGACCAGCACCUCUCCAAGUAGGGCUGUCGUGGAGAUGCUGCGAGCCCAUGGCAAAGCAGUGACCGUGCGUGACACCGGAGAGAAGGCGGUGCUGGGAGCCGUGCCGCGUGCGUC